CCGUAGAUAUUUACCAGCAGAGCCCUUGUGCGGCCAUUUUAUCAUCCAGGGGAUAGGGAAAUUAGAGUCCCCUUCCCUGGAGGCUGUGGGCUGUACGCCCUGGGGCUAGGGAAGUGGCUGAAGGAUGACUAGUUAAGUCCUAGGGAGGAGAAAAAGGCAGCAGCAGGGUUCCUUACCCCUGCAGCGGGGAUAUGUGCGGGACCCGCAGGGAGAGCCUGCGUCAGGCCCGCUCACUCCCCCGCCGAGGUGGCGGCAGGCAGCUGCCAGGCCAGGCCUGGGCUGGAACCACUGAGGGCUGCCGGUGGCGGACACAAUAAGGGAACGAGCCGACGCGCUGCUUCUUCCUCCCGCACGCGGGCCGGAACAGGCAGGCAGGGAGCGGGGCGGGGGAGCGUCGCUCGGCUGGUUGUUGCCGUGCACUGGGGAAGCCGGGGGAAGGGGCUCGGUGCUGGGUUGCUGUGCGAGAGGCAGAGCGCGCUGGCCGGGCGAAGGGCCAGGCCCCCGCCGGCGCCUGGGCGAGCAACGCGGGCAUGGAGUGAGGGGAGCAGCGACAGGAGGAAGAUGGCCGGUGGCGGCGGCUGCAGGGACAGCUUGUUUCUGGAAGCUUUGAAUAGAUCACAAUCCAGGAGAGAUGGAGGUUAUAAAAAUAAUUGGAGCUUUGAUCAUGGAGAAGAAAGUGAAGGAGAUGCAGAGAAAGAUGAGGCAAAACUGCUCCGCAUAGAUGAGAGUGAUGGGUCCUUCAGUCCUACUGAAGAAAAGAAGUCACUACGCUGUCGACCAGGAACUGUUGGCACCAGCGGCGAGUACAUAAAAACAUAUGCAAGGCGAGGCAAAACUGGAAGUUUUAGAGUUUUGAAAGGGAACUCAAUUGGACUCAACAUGCUGGGAAAUAGCAAGAAAUUGAGUGAAAAUUCCCAGAAUAUAACUUGUCCAGGAACCGUAGUGCACGGUAGACGUUUUCACCAUGCUCAUGCGCAGAUACCAAUAGUAAAAACAGCAGCCCAAAGCAAUCUGGAUCGAAAGGAAAGAAAAGAAUACCCCCCUCAUUUUCAGAAGAUAGAAAUUGACCCUGUUAGAUUAUCUCGGCCUCAUUUGGUGGAAAGUAUAAUGGAAAACACCGAAGAGUCAGGAUCAGAAUCGGAAUCUGAAAUUAAGAGGAAGGUACAACAGAAACGUCACUGCAGUUCAUGUCAAUCUGAUUUGCCUCUGUCUCCUGCUACAAAAAACUGUUUAACCCACUUAGAGGAUUUGGAACCAACUAAUUAUUCCACACUUUGCUCAGGCUGUGAAAAGACAAAUGAAAAUCAGACCAAAUGCCAAAGUUAUGGAAAUGUUUUCUGUAAGGAUUUGCAAAGACGCUCCAAACAAACUGUGUCAUUGAGUGAAUCUCUGAGACCUUUAUUGCGAUCUUCAAUACAUCAGAAUUCAACAGGGCAAAAAUCUCCAGGUACAGGAUUGAACACGCAGAAGUUCUAUGGCUCUGCUGGUGGGAAGGGUCCAGUUGAUAUCAUACUGAGUAAUGAUAUUAUAGGACAUUCUGUGUCACGACCAAAUGGAAAAGUUGGUCUCUUAACUGGGACAAAAAAUCCUAAAAGUUCAGGAAACUUAAGACAGAGGAAUACAAGACCAUCUGAACUAAAUGAUCCGAUUAUUUUGUCCAGUGACGAGGAGGAGGAUGACGACGACAGUGGCAGCACUAACAGAAUGGAAAGCACAUCGCCUCGACCCGCAGAUUCAGCCCGUUCUUCCCCAGCACCUUCCACAGGAAAGGUAGAAGCAGCAUUAAAGGAAAAUACUUCUGGAAUAGAACAGAGACUAAGUACUGUUGCAGCGGACACAGAAAUUGCCAUCACGUUACCAAGAAAAGCAAGAAUGAAAGAUCAGUUUGGCAACAUUGUAUCUAACACACCAAUAAAACGUCGUAAAGUUACUUCUCAAGAAGUAACAGAUGCUGUACCUAUAAAUUACCAAAACUCCUGGGAAAGCAUCAUUCUACACUGUCGAAGUAUACGAAUAGGAACCCUUCGAAGAAUGGUUGUGGAACCUGUGAUUUUUUGCCUUGAUUUUAUCAAGAUACGUCUUGAAGAGUCAGAAAGUGAUUCCCGAGAGAUUAAUUUAAAAACUUCUGAACUUACCAAAUGCGAGUGGUGUGGUGUCCGAAAGUUACCAGUAGUGUUUCUGCAAACAGUACCUGCUGCCUGUCUUAGCCUGAGAUCCCAACUGAAGAUGAGUAGGGAGAAGGAUAAUGUCUGGUAUGACUGUAAAGGAGUGAAUCCAGAAGAACAGUAUAUUGUUCUGAUUUUUGAGACUGGCCUUGAUGCUCAUGGAAAUACAAUAUUUGAAAAAAUUGUUGCAGAGAUUGGUAUCCGGAAUAAUAUUUCUGAUUUCUUUGUGAAAAUUCCAUUUGAAGAAGCCAAUGGUAGGCUUGUGGCCUUUACAAAAUCCUUGGAAGACAACUCCAAAGGAAGUGCUUCUUCUCUUAAAGAAAACAAAAUAAAAAAUGUUGUCUCUGAAUCCAAAAUACAGCUGAGAAAUGCACCUCCGUUUCAAUUUUUUGAUGAUGAUGAAAUUGGAGAGCCACAUACAGUCUUUAUCGGUCCUAUAGAAAAGUUGAUAGUUUAUCCACCUCCUCCUGCUAAAGGUGGUAUUUCUGUGACCAAUGAAGACCUCCAUUGCCUAAAUGAAGGAGAAUUUUUAAAUGAUGUUAUUAUUGAUUUUUAUUUGAAGUAUUUGGUCCUAGAAAAACUGAAAAAAGAAGAUGCUGACAGAAUUCAUGUGUUCAGUUCAUUUUUCUAUAAACGCCUUAAUCAAAGAGAGAGAAGAAAUCUUCAUGAAACUGCAAAUCUGUCAGUACAGCAGAAGCGACAUGGACGAGUAAAAACAUGGACACGGCAUGUUGACGUUUUUGAGAAGGAUUUUAUUUUUGUUCCCCUUAAUGAAGCUGCUCACUGGUUUUUAGCUGUCAUUUGUUUUCCUGGUUUAGAAAAACCCAGAUAUGAACCAAAUCCCCACUACCAUGAAAGUGCACCAAUGCAAAUAAAAGCAUCCUCUUCAGAGAGAGAGAACAGCACUCCAUCUCCUUUGCCAAGUGAAUUGGAUUCAUCUUCACAAAGCUCUCCUUCCAAGUCCACAGUAAAGAGAACACUGAACAAAAAACUUUCUGUAGCUUUAACUGACACAAACAGGGAAAUGGAGGACAGUGAGUCGCUAUAUUGUAGAAGAAGCCCUUGUAGGGGAAAAAGUGGAAUUAAAAAAGUAAAUCAAAUAGACAGUGAUUCAGAAGAACCUAGGACCGUGGAAUCUGCAUGUCAUAAACUUGAUCAUAGGACUGCUGACGAGAAUGGCGUACAGAGUGAAUACACAACUGCUGUACAACCUAUGGAUGGCUUGCACAAAAUCAGGCUGAACUAUAGUGAAGACUCCACUGAUGGCAGUAAAUUAAAUGAAGAUGAGCUUAUAGAUUUUUCUGAGGAUCAAGAUAACCAGGAAGACAGCAGCGAUGAUGGGGGUCUUGUAGAUGAUAACUGUAAUUCAGAGUUGGGACAGUGGCAUCUGAAGCCUAAUGUUUGCAUACAACCCUGCAUUCUGCUUAUGGACUCCCUGAGAGGCCCUUCCCGGUCAAAUGUUGUGAAAAUAUUAAGGGAAUAUUUGGAAGUAGAAUGGGAAGUCAGGAAAGGCAGUAAAAGAAGUUUCUCCAAAGAUGUCAUGAAAGGCUCUAAUCCAAAAGUGCCACAACAGAACAACUUCAGUGAUUGUGGAGUGUAUGUACUGCAAUAUGUGGAGAGCUUUUUUGAGAAUCCCAUUCUCAAUUUUGAGCUACCAAUGAACUUAACAGACUGGUUUCCACGCCCCAGAAUGAAAACUAAACGAGAAGAAAUACGAAACAUAAUUCUGAAAUUGCAGGAACAGCAGAACAAAGAAAAGAAGGGACAGAAGGACCUACAUUCACCAGAAAGAUCUCUGCAGGAAGGAACAGAACAAUUUAUCAACAGUAGCUCAGACUAAAUAUUAUGUCUGUUGCAUGUUAGCUCUGCAGUCAAAAACUGAAAUAUAUUUUCUUUGUCUGCCCAGACUAAAGAAUUGGAGUAUUCUCUGCCCAAAAGUUAUUUGGGAAUGUUAAUGCCUGUAUAAAUGUGUCAUAAAAGGAAUACAUUCCCAAAAAGAUAUGUAUUAAGUAAACAAGUUUGUACAUAUGUUAAUGAGGCCAACUUUUUCAGCAUUUGUAAUUAAUUUUUUUCACUUGUUAGGAAGCUUUUGUUAUAUAUUUCUGUUAAUAGAACUUAAAUAGCCACUUCUAAACAUAAAGCAAAUAAAGAAAAUAUUUAUAGGAUGAAAUGGUUAACUUUUUUCUUUUUCAGUAAAAUUGUCGUGUAACACAUAGGGGAUGAUCUGGUAGCAAGAUAAUUAAUUCAUAUUGUGACUUUUACUUUUGCCCUUACAAGAUUAUUCUGCUUGAUCUACAAACAAUGAGUGCGUGUCAAAGUGCACUGUGACCCCAGAGAGGGUAAUUCACAUGCUCACAUACAGUAUCCAGUGUAAGCAAUGUAAUUGUUAAAUAGGAAUGCUUCAGAUUUGGGGUCAUGAGAAGAUAUGCAUGGCUGUUUAAAAAAAGAAAAAAACAGUUGCUCUUUGACCAGAGAUUACUACUCAAGCAGUAUUAUAACAGUUUCAAAUAAAGUGAUCUUCAGUGAUACUAUUAAAUCAUAUUUUGUGAAUCCCAGAUGUUGUACAGUUGUAUUUUGAAAUUUCCCUCACUAUAAAAUUGUAUUUUGGUAAGUGUACUUGGAUAGCAGAUUGCCCACAUUACAUUUUCUAUGUUACAAUUCUGAAUGUCACAUUCAUAUGUGCUUUAUCUAAAUAAUGAACAUUUAGAAAUGUAUGAUUGCUAUUUUUUGUAAUGUCCACACCAAAAAAUACCAAAAUAUCAGUGUUCAUUGCUUGCUUAUUUGUUUGUUCUUGAUUCCAGGUAGCAUCAAACUAAGCUGUUUAAAAAUAAUUCGUUUAUUUGGAUACUUUCACAGUGUAAUCUGAUUUUAAACAAUAUAAAAACACAGCCUUAUGAAGCCAGCAUUUCUUGUAGAACAAAACGAAGCCACUACCUUGCACAGCCCUUUAAAUAUUAAAAAGGUUUUGUUAUGCAGAUGAGAGAAAAAGAACUGUUGUUGCAAGGGUCUUGAAUAAUUCAGUCCUUCCUUAACAUUAAUUAAUUUAUAUACUGGGAGGGUGAAAUUGCCCCCUCCCAUUUAAAAAAAUAAUCUGCAGGAGAGGUGGGGAAAACAAAGAUUCCCCCCCACCCCACCCUGCAGUGUUUUCUCCAAGUUCUUUGAUAGCUGAGUGUGCUUUGCUGUCCCCUUCUCCUAUUGUCAAAGAACCAGGAAAUUCAGCUCCCAAGCCCCGUGAGUCCGCUGAGAUCAGCUAGAGACACUGGACCAUCCACAUGUAAACUUGUGCUUCUACAUCAGCUUUUCACACACUAGACCCUAACAGCAUUACCAAAUAACUUGUCCUGCCAGGGAAAUCCUGCACAGAUAGUUUUCGGUGAACCCACCCUUCAAAUAGGAUUUCUCAGAAAGGUACCAUGAUUGCACAACCUCGAGAUGUUACCUUUUGCACAGCUUGAUCAUGGGAUUUGGGGGAGGUUCUGUACAUUUCCCCUCACCUCUUUUCUCCAUGCAUGAACCCUGGACCACACGGAGCCCUCAGAGGGGCCUGGGAAAAUGUGGAUGCUACUUAUAUAUGUUAGGGAAGAUGUGUACACAGAGAUUUUCCUUUGCAUAGAAGUGUGGUUUAACCUCUCUUGUGCAUAACAUUAAAUAUGUAACACACAUAA
This is a messenger RNA of Gopherus flavomarginatus (Mexican gopher tortoise), 5830 nucleotides long. RefSeq names its product SUMO specific peptidase 6 (gene SENP6). The record is from RefSeq and is a predicted model, not a curated record. Lineage: Eukaryota; Metazoa; Chordata; Testudines; Testudinidae. Bases 562 to 4005 code for a protein of 1147 amino acids. The transcript is spliced from 24 exons. Gene Ontology annotation, cellular component: cytoplasm; nucleus. Gene Ontology annotation, molecular function: SUMO-specific endopeptidase activity. Gene Ontology annotation, biological process: regulation of spindle assembly; protein desumoylation; regulation of kinetochore assembly.